AUGGAUCGAAAUUCUGGAUCGAAUUUAAAUGUUCAAAAAAUUGAUCGAUCUCCAUCGACAUCAUCAAUAGGCUCACAUGGAACUGUUGACUCAGGUCGAUCAACAGCAAGUACAAACCUUAGUUCGGUUAGUAGUCGUAGAAGAAAAGGAGUUUUAGGAAGAAUUGAAACUGGUUUUCGAUCGGUAUUUCGACGAUUUUCUCGGCCACGUACAUCAUUAACUGAAAUGGAAGCUCAACUAUUGUCAGCCACAACAAAUUAUACUCGAGAAGAAGUUUUACAAUGGCAUAAACAAUUCUUAAUUGAUAAUCCAAAUGGUUAUAUGACUCGAAAACAAUUUAUAUCAAUGUAUAAAUCAUUAUUUCCUAGAAGUGAUGCUGAACGUUUUGCUCGUCAUAUAUUUCGUGCAUUUGAUCUUGACAAUUCACAUACAAUUGAUUUUCGUGAAUUUCUUCUUGGUUUAUCAAUAACAUCAACAACAAAUUCAAUAAAAACAAAACUUGAAUGGACAUUUAAUGUUUUUGAUAUUGAUGGAAAUGGUUUAUUAACACGACGUGAAUGUUUAGAGGUUAUUGAUGCUAUUGUUCGAUAUUAUUUAUCAUCAGAAAGUGGUACGCAUAAUUCAAAUAAUGAAUCAAUAGUUAAUCUAGCUAAAAGAUCAAUGAUGACUAUAUUUGAUAAUGUCAGUCAAAAUCCAGCAGAUAAAUUAACGAGAUCGCAAUUUGUUGAAGGUUGUUUAAAAGAUCAAUUUAUUUCACAAUUAUUAGCACCAACAUCAAAUACAGUAUUAAUAAAUACUCAAAGUACAUUUGAUAAUCAUUCGACUGAUUCAAAACAUGUAUUAUAG
Rotaria sp. Silwood2 is the source of this 846-nucleotide messenger RNA. The record is from the annotation of a GenBank genome assembly. Lineage: Eukaryota; Metazoa; Rotifera; Eurotatoria; Philodinida; Philodinidae.